AUCUUCAGGUGAAUCACCAAUUUUCGUACUAGAUGGGAAAACUAGUGAAUGCUUUCAUUGUGAAACCGUGGAGCUCUAUCCGCAAAACGUCGCAUGGUUAUGGAUAUGGAAGUAUAUGGAAGUAUUCAAAAAGCAUGCCGAUGUUCAAAUACGUAAUGAUCUUACCGAUUGUCAGAUUCAGUAG
Molecule: messenger RNA, 184 nt
Organism: Cetraspora pellucida
Lineage: Eukaryota; Fungi; Glomeromycota; Glomeromycetes; Diversisporales; Gigasporaceae
Source: the annotation of a GenBank genome assembly